GACUCCCCUCUCAACUCUCCCACCACCAACCGCACUUAGAAUUCUCUCCUCUCCUUUCCAACCAUCCCAAUUUCUCUCUCUUUUCUUCCCUUCCCAGUCUUCAUCAACUUCCAAGCAAUUAGUAGUACUUUAAGAAGGGAAGGAAAGAAGAAAUGGCCAUUAGGAAGUCCAACAAGCUGCCUCAAACGGCUGUUUUGAAGCAGAUACUGAGGAGGUGCUCAAGCUUGGGGAGGAGUGGAGGAGAGCAAGAAGGGUUGCCGGUGGACGUGCCAAAAGGCCACUUUCCGGUGUACGUAGGGGAGAACCGGAGCCGGUUCAUUGUUCCUAUCUCUUAUCUCUCCCAUCCCGAGUUCCAGAGCCUCCUCAGGCGAGCCGAGGAGGAGUUCGGCUUCGACCAUGACAUGGGCCUCACCAUCCCCUGCGAGGAGGUCGUCUUCCGGUCCCUCACCUCCAUGCUACGAUGAACAGGAUAAAGAUUAGGAGGAAUGAAGGAGCGCUCUCUCUCUCUCUCUCUGUGUGGCUUGCUCUCUGUUCGUUUUUCCUUUUUGCCGGCUUCUCUCUCAUCUGUCCUGUCCUUUUUGCCGGCUCCUGUGUUCUUUUCUUCUUUUUUCUUGUAGUGAUUCUGACUUAAAGCCCCCAUGGGAUUGUCUAUGGGUAGGAUUUGUACAUCUCUGAGCGGCGUGCGGUUUGCGCCGCCCUAUGAGAGCUGAUUAGUGAAGGAUUAAGAGAUAUCCAUCUCUAUUUUGUUCUCCUA
Messenger RNA from Elaeis guineensis (African oil palm), 754 nucleotides. Its product is annotated as auxin-responsive protein SAUR50-like. The record is from RefSeq and is a predicted model, not a curated record. Gene Ontology annotation, biological process: response to auxin. Lineage: Eukaryota; Viridiplantae; Streptophyta; Magnoliopsida; Arecales; Arecaceae.